This is a messenger RNA of Bombina bombina (fire-bellied toad), 2319 nucleotides long. Its product is annotated as zinc finger protein 665-like. The transcript has 5 exons. NCBI's taxonomy places the organism in Eukaryota, Metazoa, Chordata, Amphibia, Anura, Bombinatoridae. The coding region runs from base 1 to 2319 and encodes 772 amino acids. Gene Ontology annotation, biological process: regulation of cytokine production; regulation of immune system process; negative regulation of transcription by RNA polymerase II. The record is from RefSeq and is a predicted model, not a curated record.
AUGAGGAUCAGCUUGGGUUCCGAGAGUCUGCAGUCCCGGUUUCUGAAAGCACCGGCAUAUGGACCAUUUGUGAUCAGAGAUGAGGAAAAACCUAAAGCAAAGCAUGUAGCUCUCCCCUCAAAGCAUAGUUUAUUUGAAAGUGGAGAAGAUCCCAUGAGGAGCAGUACCGUUAAUCAGCCUGAAUGUGAAGGACACAAUAUUUUGACAACUGAAAUACAAGACCUAAAUCAAUCAGAAACUCAACAAUGUGUAUUGGAUAGUCACAAAAUUAUGAAUAACAAUGAUAAAAAUAUUUUACAAGAAAAUAAGGAACAUAUAUGUAGCGAAUGUGGAAAAGGCUUUGAUAACAAGAGACAUUUUAAUAAUCACUUGAGGAACCACAGAGGAGAGAAACCAUUUAUAUGUGCUAUGUGCGGAAAAGCGUUCUCAUGCAACUUUCAUCUUAUUGUACAUAUAAGAUCUCACACUGGAGAGAAACCCUUUGUGUGUGGUGAUUGUGGAAAAGGUUUUACUAGUCGUUCAGCUAUGCUUUUUCACCAGAAAAGCCAGACUGGAGGAUUUAUUUGUUCCAUAUGUGGUAAAUCGUUAAUUUGCCGCUUAGGUCUUGCUAGACACAGGUUGAUUCACACAGGAGAUCGUCCAUUAGCUGGUUCUCACAUAGGGCAAAAAAUGAUGCACUCCCCAGAGAAGUCUUUUGUUUGCAAAGAAUGUGGUAAAUGUUAUAAAAACCGCUCAUCGCUAUACGUUCAUAAAAAGAUACAUCACGAUAUCCGACCAUGUGAUUCUGGACAUGAAGACCAACACUUAGACCACAAAUGGAUGUAUUCCUCAGAGAAGCCCUUUCUUUGCAAGGAAUGUGGAAAAUGUUAUAAAAACCGUUCAUCUCUAUACACUCACAAGAAAAAACAUGCUCAUUUGCGACCAUUUGAGUGCAACAUAUGUAGUAAAAGAUUUAGUACUGAUUCCCGUCUUGAGCUGCACAUGAAUAAACAUACUGCAGAGAAGCCCUAUAUCUGCUCUGAAUGUGGGAAAGAAUUUUGUCAGAGUUCAGAACUUGUUAAACAUAUGAGGUUACAUAUGGGAGAUUCAAGCUAUGCUGCCAGUGAGUGUGGAAAGGACUACACAAUUAAUGAGAAUACCAUAACUCAAGAGAAAAGCAAUACAGACAAUUGUCAAAUUAGAGAAGAAAAGUCAGAAGAUUUGUCUUACAUAGUGGAUGAUUCAGUUGAGAGAUUUGUUGAAGGAACACAUAUAACUAAUAAAGAGGAAGAACCUAUAUCAAAUGACGUGGCUCCUUUAUCAAAUGAAUGCUUACUGGAAAAUGGAGACAGUGAUAGGCAAGAUCCCUUAAAAAUUAGUACAGAUAAUUCAUUAAGCCCAUCUAAGUUUGAAACGCACAAUCUUAUAACAAACCAAACACAAGACCUAAAUCACCAGGAGACGGAAAGUGCAUCCGAUGCUUAUGAAAAUGAUAAAAAUAUUUUAGCAGAACAGAAGGAACAUGUUUGUAGUGAAUGUGGAAAAGGCUUUGAUAAUAAGAGACAUUUUAAUAAUCACAUGAGGAACCACAGAGGAGAGAAACCAUAUUCAUGUGGUACAUGCGGAAAAGCGUUCUCAUGCAACUCCCUUCUUGUCGUCCAUAAUAGAACGCACACUGGAGAAAGACCCUUUGAGUGUGGUUAUUGUGGAAAAGGUUUCAUCAGUCGUUCUUCUUUGCUUUAUCACCAGAAAAGCCACACUUGUUCUGUAUGUGGCAAAUCCUUUACUUGCCACGUAGCUCUUUCUAAACACAGGUUGACUCAUGCAGGAGAUCGGCCAAUAGCUUCUUUUGAACAUGAAAAACAACACUUAGGCCACAGAAGGAUACACUCAUCAGAGAAGGCCUUUGUUUGCAAGGAAUGUGGGAAAUGUUAUAAAAACCGUUCAUCUCUAAGCACUCACAAAAAAAUGCAUAGCAAUAUGCGACCGUUUUGUUGUACUAUAUGCCCUAAAACCUUUAGUUCUAGCUCACGUCUUGUUCUGCACGCGAGAUUACAUAUUGCAAAGGAACCCUAUACAUGUUCUGAAUGUGGAAGUAAAUUUUGUCAAAGCUCAGAACUUGCUGAGCACAUAAAGUCACAUAUGGGAGAUAUGACCUGUGUUGGCAGUAAUUGUGCAAACGACUCCACAAUUCAUGAAAAUCUUGUAGAUCAACAGAGAAUCAACACAGAAACAUUUGUGGCCAGAGCAGAAGAACCUGAAGCCAAGUAUGUGGCUCGUCCAACAAAUGACAGUUUCUUUCAAAGUGGAGAAAGUCAUAAACAAGAUCCUUUAAACUGA